Molecule: messenger RNA, 1579 nt
Organism: Oncorhynchus tshawytscha (Chinook salmon)
Lineage: Eukaryota; Metazoa; Chordata; Actinopteri; Salmoniformes; Salmonidae
Product: N-acetyltransferase 8-like
Exons: 4
Coding region: 785-1453 (222 amino acids)
Molecular function (GO): N-acetyltransferase activity
Source: RefSeq, a predicted model, not a curated record
CAAAUCGUUUCCAUUACAGCUGAAAGAUGAAUCAUACACGUUUUUUGAUGGAAUGCAAAUAUAUAUGAUCUGACUAUCGGCCUAGUUAAAUAACGGUUGGAUAAAAAGAUAAUUUGCUAUCUAGCUAGGUAACAAUUCGGAGUAAAUAGCUAGGUUUAGUUUUCCAGUAGAGUUACGUGCUAUUUGCUAAUCGAUAGAAACGAAUAACUAAUAUAGCUAGGUAUCAAAUAGCUAGGGAAGAUCAGGUUUGAUAUUCGUAUUAAUUGGAUUACUGGAAUAUAGGGCAUUGACACUGGUCAGUUGUCUGGGACCCGACAUUGAAUCGCACUGAACUCUGUCAGAGAUGAGCGUUUGAAUAAGGACAGUUUUCUCUAUAAGCCAAAAUGUUGAAUACAAUUAGAUAUUUUAACGUACUUGACCAGUUUUCCGUACGGUUGGUCCUUUUUUGGCGGUAGGAAUGUGAGACAAUAUAUCCACAGGAAAGUAUAAUUGCAUCCGUUUUUCACAGCGCUGGUGCAUCGUUCAGAUAUAUAUCACAUUAGCUCGUGCAGAAGAUGAAAACACAGCCGCUCGGUUGGGUUUCCAGGCAAUGCAGUCAGGUGACAUUCAGCCCUUCUCCCUGAGUGCUGCCUGCUCCGAAGAACCUCUCGUCUCACUCACACGGCUCUCCAUCACGUGAUCGGGUCUUUCUCACAGACUGCAAGUGAAGACGGACACAUCGAGGACGCAACUGUGCCCAUCCUCAUCCAAUUCCGAGGACAGAGCAGUGCCACCCACCAGUGCCAUGGCUGGCAUCACUAUCCGAAGAUUUGAGGAAGAUGACAAGGAGACCGUGAAGGAGAUCUUCACCAUGGGGAUGAGCGAGCACGUCCCUUCCUCCUUCAUGCACCUCCUCAAACAGCCCCUGACCCAGAUGAUCCUGAUGGUCACGUUCUGCGCCCUGCUGGCCAGCUCCAAGUCCGUCCUGCUGCCUGUAGUAGGGGUCACUCUCCUCCUGGCCGGGGCCAAGCAGCUGGUGGGCUACCUCUUCAACAGCUACAUCGACACCUCCCUGAGGAAGGACCUCGACCACAUCCAGGAGACCUACCUGGAGAACAAGGACUCGUGUUUCUGGGUGGCUGAGAGCGACGGCCGGGUGGUGGCAACGGUGGCCUGCCUGCCCGCGGAGAGGGAACCAGGCUGCAUGGAGCUAAAGAGGUUGUCUGUACGUCGGACACACCGGAGGAUGGGCAUCGCCAAGGCCCUCAGCAGGACAGUGGCAGACUUCAGCAGGGAGAGGGGCUUCCCUGCGGUCGUCCUCUACACGUCUGUAGUGCAGACUGAUGCACAGAGGCUGUAUGAGAACGUGGGCUACACACGGGUCAGAGAGUUCGUCAUCCCUGAGCCCAUCGCCAAAAUCACCAACUUUACUCUGAUAGAGUUUAAACUGGACUUACUGCAGGGGAGGAAAUAGGAGGACUGGACUCACUGCAGGGGGGAAAUAGGAGGACUGGACUGGAGGGGCGGAAAUAGGAGGACUGGACUUACUGCAGAGGGGGAAAUAGGAGGACUGGACUUACUGCAGAGGGGGAAAUAGGAG